GGUUGUUCUUCCGCUGCUCUAUGGACUGCACGACUUCCAAGUUUAAGCUAUUAAGUUCUUACUCUGGAGUCCCUUGAGAUUGUGGAUCUUCCAUGUAUAAUUGGAUAAGCAUAAAAAAGACACAACGACAAAAUGAAGUUUUUGUAGAAAGAGCAAACAGAUACAUUGUUAGUGAUGAUUUACAGGUGAUGUUGUUGUGUACUGCAACAAGCUUUUCUUUAUUGUCAAAGUGUGGAAUCAUGGAUGGGAAUGCAAUUGAGGAGAGAGCAUUCAAUUUGGGAAAAGAUGAGGUUCUGGAUUUGCUCAUGAACUCAUUGGUAUCAAGAACGCCUUUGACAGAAACUCUUCUGAAGCAUAAACCAGUACCUAUUGAGUUGAACAAUGUCAUUUCUUAUCAACGUAAAUCAGCAAAAGAGAGGACGAAUCAGGAACAAGGUAUUUAUGUCAAACUUUUCGUUAGCAAAUCCAAGAAGAUGAUUUGCUAUACGGAAGCAAAGAAAGAUUUUAUUGAUCUGCUCUUCAGCUUCUUAACUGUACCACUUGGUCAUAUAGUAAAACAAGAAUAUGAUUAUGGUUCCCUCAAAGGUUGCACGGACCAGUUGUACAAGAGUGUCAAUGAUUUUGGCGAACAAGGCUUCACCUCAAAUGACCACAAGGAAAUGCUAGUCAAUCCGAGGGUAGCCCCUGGUUUUAGCUAUGGCAAUUAUCUGUUGGGAAUUGAGGAAGCCUCUCUUCCAUCAUGUCAUUACUAUUCUGGUGAUUUGAUUAGUGAGCCUUAUUUUAAUGAACUUAAGAACAAAGAAGAGUCAAUUCCUCUUACAUUAAAGUAUUCCAGAUCUCAUGACAAGGAAGGAGAAAGCCGUGAUGGAUUCUUAAAAGGAAUGAAUUUGUUCACGGUGACGGACAAUCUGAUCAUAAAACCAGUAUCACCAAUGUUAGGCCUGCCCAUUCUCAAUGAAUUGAAGGUGCCUUUCAAUGACAUUGAGGAGCGAACUGUGCGUGUGAAAAAGGAAGAGGCAUUAAAUCUUCUGAUGUCUUCCUUUGUUUCGGAAUCUGCACUUACCAACACAUUUAUCUAAGAACCAAAGCGAACACAGCGGUGAAUGUGUAUCUUUCACAAGAAAGUGGAGCCAUAUACGUUUUGCUUACUAUGAUUGGUGUUGUUUGUAAGAGACAUAUAGUUUAAUGUGAUACUAUGGUGUUGCAAUAAUAUUGUUUUCUUUUUUGGAU
Messenger RNA from Humulus lupulus (European hop), 1230 nucleotides. RefSeq lists its product as uncharacterized. The coding region runs from base 93 to 1079 and encodes 328 amino acids. The record is from RefSeq and is a predicted model, not a curated record. NCBI's taxonomy places the organism in Eukaryota, Viridiplantae, Streptophyta, Magnoliopsida, Rosales, Cannabaceae. The transcript has 3 exons.